Messenger RNA from Aspergillus ruber CBS 135680, 693 nucleotides. RefSeq names its product ankyrin repeat domain-containing protein. NCBI's taxonomy places the organism in Eukaryota, Fungi, Ascomycota, Eurotiomycetes, Eurotiales, Aspergillaceae. Gene Ontology annotation, molecular function: protein binding. The annotation marks the transcript as partial. The record is from RefSeq and is a predicted model, not a curated record. The transcript has a single exon.
AUGGACCUGCUAAUCCAGCACGGCGCGGAUAUCCACACGACAACACUCAGCAACACAAAUACAACAUUAAGAAAACCGAAGAGGUUAACACCCUGCCACUGUCUCAGCACACCGAUAAUGAAAGCCGCAAACCACGGCCACGUACCCGCAAUCGAACUCCUCCUACACCACGGCGUGGAUAUCAACGUCCCGCAAGCUGCAUGUAACAGCCCACUAAGUCUUGCUGCUGUACACGGCCAUAUCCCAGCAGUACGGACUCUCCUCCACAACGGCGCAGACGUGAACACCAUCCGCCGAGGCACAACGCCCCUCGUCAAAGCCAUACAGGCCAACCAACUCGACGCCAUCCGCGUCCUCAUCACGGAAGGAAACGCAGAUCUCACGAUAACAAGUCACCAUCCUCAACUAUUUACCCCGAUUUUCUGGGCAGUCAGCCAGGAUAAUCCCCACAUCAUCUCCCUCCUGCUCAACUACGCCCCGGCAGAAAUCGAACGACGAGAUUCCAUUGGUCGAACACCCCUCGCACUCGCAGUCUGGGAAGAGCGCAUCGAAGCAAUCGAAUGUCUUCUCGCGCAUGGUGCAGACAUCAACGCUGCAAACCGCGUCGGCCAGACGCCUUUAUGGUGGGCGGUGCUUUCGGAUAGUAUCCCCGCGACGCAGACGUUAUUAACGCAUGGUGCAGAUACGGGUGUU